Messenger RNA from Naegleria gruberi, 1098 nucleotides. RefSeq names its product small GTPase. The record is from RefSeq and is a predicted model, not a curated record. Bases 1 to 1098 code for a protein of 365 amino acids. Gene Ontology annotation, biological process: phagosome-lysosome fusion. Lineage: Eukaryota; Heterolobosea; Eutetramitea; Acrasida; Naegleriidae. The transcript has a single exon. Gene Ontology annotation, cellular component: late endosome; lysosome; phagocytic vesicle. Gene Ontology annotation, molecular function: GTPase activity; protein binding; GTP binding.
AUGGGACAACAAACAUCAACAGAGACGCCCUCAUCAUCAUCUCUGAAUCACCAAGCAAGAGAUGAAAAUAAAAUCCCCUCCCGUGAACAAUCUGAAAAUUUACUUUAUUCUACAGGAAAAUCCCUACAUUUUCCCGUGUUGGAAUUACCAAGAGGAUUCAAGAGGAAAUCUAUUCUUUCUACUAUUGUUUCGGAUGUAGAAUUGCUUCCGAUAGGAAUUUUUAAUGGAAUUAGGAGAGGAUAUGGAGGCAAUGAUGAGUAUUUCAAUCAGGGUGAGGAGAAGGAUGGUUGGUUGACGAAUUUUCCUCAUGAAAUAAUUUUACACAUUUUACAAUUUUUGGAUAUGGAAAGUAUAGGGAGAAUGCAACGAGUUUCAAAGAGAUUUUUAAUGUAUUGGACCAGAUUUGAAGUUCUGUGGAAGGAUUUGAGGAGAAAAAGUCCAAUGUUGUACAUGUUUUCUGAUAUGGAAAGUUAUGAAAAUGUUAAAAAUGUCUUGCUGAAGAGAUUUGUAAUAGAUGAGGAUGUUGAAUUGCCUCAAUGUGCCCAAUACAUAUUUGUUGGGUCAUCAGGGUGUGGUAAAUCCACUUUGAUUGAUAGAGCUUUUAAUCAAUUACCAUUUUCGGAAAAUUAUACACCCUCAAUAACUUUCCCAGUAAUUGACAAGCAUUACCUUUAUGGAAGUGGGACGGAAUUUGCAUUCAAGAUUUGGGAUACAUGUGGAAAUCAAACAUAUCUAUCGCUAUUCAAAUCUGUUUAUUCGAGAGCUAAUGUUUUUGUGUAUUGUUUUGAUUUGAAUAGUCAUAAAUCAUUUGAGGAAAUGAUUGAAAUUUAUCACGAAAUGACAGUCAAAGAUAUUUCAGAUUACAAUAUCAAUGAUAGAUGUUUCCUCUUACUCGGAUUGAAAUCAGAUCUCGAUCAUCAAGUAACAAGACUUGAAAUUUACAAUUUUCUAAAAAUGGUCGAGCCAGAGCCUCAACAAAAAACAAUUCACACAACCAAAGUUCAAUAUUUUGAAUUAAGCUCCAAAGAAGAGUGCUCUGAUGAUGACCUUCUCUUUCCAUUCCUCUAUGCUGUUGCCACUCUAAAAACCAUGCUAUAA